GUCACUGACAUGAAAUACAGAAAUUAGAAAUGGCUGCGAUAGGUAGUGGACGGGGGACGAUGGAUUCCCAAAAUCAAGUGCAAAGUGAUACUGUAGAUCGUUUAAAAUUACUUUAUCCUAAUGUAAAUGAAGAUGAAACUCCAUUGCCGAGAUCAUGGAGUACUAAGGACAAGUUUAGUUACAUCGGUUUAUCGCAAAAUAAUCUUCGAGUCCACUAUAAAGGUGGGAUGCAGGGUCCGGGCCGCCGACCCCACCUGCCCUACCUCCACUUACGCCUCUGGAUGUAUCGACAUGGCAAAACACACAAGGACGCGGCGAGCGUGCGCGCAACUCACCCCAUCCCGGCGGCGUGCGGCCUCUACUACUUCGAGGUGCGGAUCGUGUCGAAGGGCCGCGACGGAUACAUGGGCAUCGGGCUCUCCGCACACGGCGUCAACAUGAACCGCCUGCCUGGCUGGGACAAACACUCGUACGGUUAUCACGGCGACGACGGCCACUCGUUCUGCUCGUCGGGCACCGGGCAGCCGUACGGGCCCACCUUCACCACUGGCGACGUGAUCGGCUGCGGUGUCAACCUCGUUGACAACACCUGCUUCUACACAAAGAAUGGACACCAUUUAGGGAUCGCAUUCAGAGGAUUACCGCCGAACCUGUACCCGACGGUGGGACUGCAGACUCCUGGCGAGGUGGUGGACGCGAACUUCGGCCAGCAGCCCUUUGUGUUCGACAUCGAAGACAUGCUGCGAGAACUGCGUGCCCGCACACGGCUCGCCAUCGACGAGUUCCCGCUGCCCGACUCACAGGGCGAGUGGCAACAGGUGCUGCACAGAAUGGUGUCAUCGUACCUGGUGCACCACGGGUACUGCAGCACUGCGCAGGCGUUCUCCCGCGCCACCGGACAACCUAUAGACGAGGAUAUAGCAUCCAUUAAAAACAGACAAAAAGUGUCAAAGUUGGUGGUGUCGGGCCGCAUCGGCGAGGCCAUCGAGCUGACGCGGCGGCUGUACCCCGGCCUGCUGGAGAGAGACCACGACCUGCUGUUCCUGCUCAAGUGUCGUCAGUUCGUCGAGAUGGUCAACGGCACAGACUCCCAGGCGUGCGCGGAUAAGGCGUGUGCGGCCAGCAACGGAGUCGCCACCUCAGUCAUCUCACACACGUCACACUCGUCACACACGCACAUGUGCGUCGCCAACGGACAGGAUAUACUUCCCCACACCAACGGCGUGCGGGAGAGUGAUAUUGCGGCUGCGGGAGGUGCGGGGCUCGACGACGACCACCGGCCACGUGACGUGGACAUGGCCCCGCACAACGGCGCCCACACACACCCACACACAGGUUCGGAGCAGCUGCCGCUGAAGGGCAUGCCCGGGGUGACGGCGAGCGUCGCCGCGCUCAUGGCCCAGUAUCGCGCCGGCGGCUGCGGGUGUCCGGAGUGCGCGGGGGAGGGCGCGGGCGGCGCGGGGGGCGAGGGCGAGGGCUGCGGCGCGCGCGCCUCAGUCGAACGCAUGCUGGCCUUCGGACGCGACCUCUACGCCAUGAGCCAGAAGUUGCAGCAGGAUCCCUAUCAUAAGUCAAUGUUGGAGGACGCGUUCAGCCUGCUGGCGUACAGCAACCCGUGGGACAGUCCCGUGGGGUGGCAGCUGGAGCCCGUGCGCCGCGAGGCCGUUUGCGAAGCCCUCAACUCUGCCAUACUCGAGGCGCAGGGCAUGGCGUGGGUGUCGCCGGUGGAGGCGAGCGUGGCGCACACGCGGGACCUCCUCCGGCGCAUGUCCCGCGCCGCGCUCGGGGCCUGCGCCUUCGCGGACCUGCCCGCCCUACUGCGGCGCUGACCUCGCCCGC
Achroia grisella is the source of this 1839-nucleotide messenger RNA. RefSeq names its product ran-binding protein 9 (gene RanBPM). Gene Ontology annotation, molecular function: protein binding. The transcript is spliced from 13 exons. NCBI's taxonomy places the organism in Eukaryota, Metazoa, Arthropoda, Insecta, Lepidoptera, Pyralidae. Gene Ontology annotation, biological process: cell surface receptor signaling pathway; cytoskeleton organization. The record is from RefSeq and is a predicted model, not a curated record. The coding region runs from base 30 to 1829 and encodes 599 amino acids. Gene Ontology annotation, cellular component: cytoplasm.